Messenger RNA from Microthlaspi erraticum, 1731 nucleotides. The record is from the annotation of a GenBank genome assembly. Lineage: Eukaryota; Viridiplantae; Streptophyta; Magnoliopsida; Brassicales; Brassicaceae.
AUGGCAGCGAACUCUGCUGCCUACGAAGCGAUCGUUCGAGCAGGUCCUCGUCUAAACCAGCUUCAACAGGCUCACGCGCACCUCAUCGUCACUGGGUAUGGUCAGAGCCGGAGUCUCUUGACAAAGCUCAUCACUUUCGCUUGUUCCGCUCGAGCCAUCGCUUACACUCAUCUUCUCUUCCUCUCCGUUCCUCUUCCCGACGAAUUCCUCUUCAAUUCCAUCAUCAAAUCGACCUCCAAGUUGCGUUUACCUUUAGAUUGCGUUGCUUACUACCGUCGUAUGAUAUCUUCUAACGUCUCUCCGACUAACUACACUUUUACCUCCGUGAUCAAGUCCUGCGCCGAUCUCUCCGCCUCGAGAAUCGGAAAAGGAGUUCAUUGCCACGCUCUGGUUUCUGGGUUUGGGCUGGAUACUUAUGUGCAAGCAGCUUUCGUGACGUUUUACUCAAAGUGUGGAGAUUUGAGAGCUGCACGCAAAGUGUUCGAUAGAAUGCCUGAGAAGUCGAUUGUGGCGUGGAAUUCGUUGAUUUCCGGUUUAGAGCAAAAUGGGUUGGGAGAGGAAGCGAUUCGUGUGUUCAAUCAGAUGCGAGAGUCACCAGAUUCAGCGACAUUUGUGAGUGUUUUAUCGGCUUGUGCACAAACCGGUGCGAUUGGUUUAGGCUCUUGGGUGCAUGAGUACAUUGUCCGUGAAGGUCUUGACUUGAAUGUUAAACUCGGUACUGCGUUGAUCAACUUGUAUUCUAGGUGCGGUGAUGUUGGGAAAGCUCGAGAAGUGUUUGAGAAGAUGAAAGAAACUAAUGUGGCUGCUUGGACCGCAAUGAUCUCUGCUUAUGGGACUCAUGGAGAUGGCAAAGAAGCAGUGGAUUUGUUUAACAAAAUGGAGGAAGAUUACGGUCCAGUCCCUAAUGAUGUAACAUUUGUAGCUGUUUUAUCGGCUUGUGCUCAUGCUGGACUCGUUGAGGAAGGACGUUCGGUGUACAAGAGAAUGAGUGAUAGUUAUGGAUUGGUUCCAAAAGUGGAGCAUCAUGUUUGUAUGGUGGAUUUGCUUGGACGGGCUGGGUUUCUGGAUGAAGCUUAUGGAUUUAUACAUCAUCUUGAUGGUAUAGGGAAAGCAACUUCUCCAGCGUUGUGGACAGCGAUGCUUGGAGCUUGCAAGAUGCAUAGGAACUAUGAUCUCGGUGUAGAAAUCGCCAAGCGGCUCAUAGACCUCGAGCCGGAGAACCCUGGCCAUCAUGUCAUGUUAUCGAAUAUCUAUGCUUUGAGAGGCAAAACAGAUGAAGUAUCACAUGUAAGAGAUGGAAUGAUGAGGAAUAACCUUAGGAAACAGGUAGGGUAUAGUGUGAUUGAAGUCGAAAACAGGACGUAUAUGUUCAGUAUAGGUGAUGAGUCUCAUCAAGAGACUGGAGAGAUUUAUCGGUAUCUGGAAACUUUGAUGAGCCGGUGCAAGGAAAUUGGGUAUGCACCGGUGUCUGAAGCGGUGAUGCACCAAGUAGAGGAAGAGGAAAAAGAGUACGCACUUCGUUACCACAGCGAGAAGCUUGCUGUAGCAUUCGGGUUGUUGAAAACUGUGGACGUAGCUGUAACGGUUGUGAAGAAUCUGCGGAUAUGUGAGGAUUGUCAUUCUGCGUUCAAGUAUAUUUCUGUUGUAUCCAAUAGGCAGAUCAUUGUGCGUGAUAAGCUUCGGUUCCACCAUUUCCAAAAUGGUUCUUGUUCAUGUAUGGACUAUUGGUAA